Molecule: messenger RNA, 2140 nt
Organism: Microdochium trichocladiopsis
Lineage: Eukaryota; Fungi; Ascomycota; Sordariomycetes; Xylariales; Microdochiaceae
Exons: 5
Coding region: 95-1855 (586 amino acids)
Source: RefSeq, a predicted model, not a curated record
AUUUGAGCCCAAGGAAGACGUGAAAAUUCCAUUGCGGUGCGACCUUUGCCCAAACGGCCUCACGUUUUCGGACACUUCCCACCUCCUCACGCAUAUGAACUCAAAAAGUCACAUCUUUCACCAUUGGAACCUCGAACUGUUCAAAGAAGUCAAUCCUCGAAUAAGAACCGCCUUGCAGAGGUUUCAAAUGUUCUGGGAGGAGUACGACCUCGCAGGUCGGAUCCGAGCCCGCAUGAUCAAGAGGAAUCAGAUCCCUCAAAUUGCAGCAGACACAACUCGGGAUGUGCCCGAUUUCCAACCACGCGUUCACAAUGACCGGCUAACCACAAAUGUCGCCACGAAGACAACCCGACGGCGAAAGUCUCAGCCGGUGCUGGAAGCAACGAGCCCCCACUAUUCUAUCGGCUCUUCACUCCCGUCUAGUCGGAGUCUUCCAGACAAAUUGAAGUUCGACCCUGGCCUUUUCGCGAACAAGUUUCAUGAUCACGACAAUUCGAACUAUCCACUUUGCGACGAUCUUUUCCAUCCCCUUGAGCACAGUACUUUAACGCAUUCAUCCUGGCGCAACCAGCCGCCUGCCCACCCUCGCCAUAGUGAUUCCAGAAGUCCUGGUCCAUACCUUCAUCCGGCAUUGAGUGCGGCAAACGUUGAUUUUCGCUCUUUACAAUCCGGCAUGGCAAGAACAAACCGACACGUCACCAAUGCAGCGGCAUGCGAGGCAAAUGUGUCAGAGAUUGAAACCAAGUACGAGCCAUCUGAGGAUGAUGGUUCAUUUCCAUCAGAGAAUGCCACAGACAUUGUUGAAGACGCCAAGCAGGAGGAGUUCAGACCGAAGGGUCUACAGUUUGACGGCAUGGGCGGUUUCGACGCCGCUAGCAACGCCCAGAAACGCAAGAGAAACCAACGGAAAGAUCCCGAGGUCCUCGUCCAAUUGCGCGCCAACUCCGAAAUGGUCACGACUGACGAACACGUCUUCGACAUCAAUUUCAAUUUGCAGCGAGUUCGUGAUGUGUUCGAUGAAUCAGAUAUCAGUGUCGAUGAGGACAACGACACUUCUGCAACCAAAAGAAGGAAGAAGCAAUCCUCGUCCGCGAGAGUAACCAAGUCUACGAGGAAAGGCCGCAAACGACCUACGAAGCUGGCUGACGAACAGGUCGUCCCACCGUCCACCGCUAGGGUCAAAAGAGCCUCGGCACGGGCAGCGCAGGUGGCCAUCACAAAGCUGCAUCAACCAAGAUCAGAUCCAUUGACAAUGGCCAAGAGUCCCUCAGUCUCCAGACCUUCGUCAGCACACAGUGCUACCAACUCGAACCAUCAACUUUCCGUGCUUGAAACCCAUAAUCGCCGCGCCACUUCAGGGGUGGGCAAGUCGCCACUCGCUCUGUCCUCCUCAGGCAUCAACAGCCGCGGAGGACGAGUAGGUGGAGACGCCCAAGGGUCUUCACACCAUCGCUUGUCUAGCAAUCUCAGCCACGACAUGUACACAAUGCAGGCCAGUGAAAGCAUACCGCUGAAAUUCUCUGCUCCUGGCGAGCCGCCUUUCGGCUUUCCACUUACCAACGCUGAGAAGGAGAAUGAUCCGCGCGCGUUCUACGCUGGACAUAUGUCGGUAAAUCCCAAUCCAUACUUUUCUGCUCAGGAAGCAAGGGAUCCAGCAACAUACAACCCCUUAUACGUCCAGCGCGUUGGCAGCGACAGGGCAGCCAUGGUUUCACAUUAUAAUGAGCCCACACGGCCGGACGAAUUUGCACUCCAUCAGAUGCAAAGGAACGCCCCGUUCCCUUUGAUGCAAUUACCACAGCACGACGGGCUGGUUCAUCACCAUCAUAUUGCACCGUCAGACCAUCAAUUUUGAUCCUCGGAAGGCACAUCAAGAUAGGCAACAAGACCUAUCGCGCAGUCGCAUGCCGCCAAUUUCUAUGCCAGUCCGAAAUAGUUAUUCCAUUUUGGGAGGUUCCUUGUUUUGUUCUCUCUUUUUGUUCACGGUGCGUGCGUUGCUUCUUGGACGACAUGUUACAGACAACUCGUCAACGCUUGUGACAUGGGAGACGGAAUGAGUGCAUGCAUUGGCGGAGUUCUGCAUCACAAGGGGGUUCGAAAGAGCAUUAGAUCUUUAGUAGGAGGUCAUCAUAGAAAUAGA